AGACCACAACUUCAGUUAAACCCCACUACUGCAAAAUCCUCAACCCCGCGAAGCUCUGCGGUGGCCAAAAAUGGCGGACAAGGUUGCUCUUCCCCUCCUCCUCCCCAAUCCGCCGCCCUCCAAGCCCCUCUUCCCUGUCUUCCACCACCAGCCCGCUUCACACUCUUCUCCGCCGCCGCCGUCGCUCUCUUCUUCUUCUUCAUCAUCAUCAUCAUCCCACAUAUCCCCUAUUCUCCAAGACCUACUUCUUCCCCAUAAAGACUCCUAUUCCCCUCAACCACAUCUUCCCAAAUCCACUUUCAAAUCCCGCAGCCGAAUCGGCCGGUCCCGCGACCCGAAUCGCGGGAAGCCAUGGUCGCACCACCGUCUCUCUACUCAAGGUCAGCGAAUUCACGAUUCUUUACUUCACCCCGAAUUCGAUGCCUCCUCGUUGAAUGAAAUUUUGCUUCAAUUGUUUGAAACCAGUCCCGAAGGACUUAAUUUCACCUCCGAGUCUGUUUCCUUAGACAUUUCGGCGAUAAUCAAAGGGUUAGUGUUUAACAAGAAGAAUGAAUUGGCCUUGCGUGUGUUUGAUUUUGUUCGCAAUCGGGAGGAUUUUGCUUCCAUUUUGAGUAGCUCUGUGAUUGCUGUGAUUAUUAGUGUACUUGGUAAAGAGGGUCGGGCUUCUUCUGCUUCUUCUUUGCUUCAUGAGCUUCGAAAUGAUGGAGUUAAUAUAGAUAUUUAUGCUUAUACUUCUUUGAUAACUGCUUAUGCUAAUAAUGGGAGGUAUAGAGAGGCUGUGAUGGUGUUUAAGAAACUGGAAGAAGAAGGUUGUAGACCAACUUUAAUCACUUAUAAUGUUAUCUUGAAUGUCUAUGGGAAAAUGGGAAUGCCUUGGAGUAAGAUUGCUGCUCUUGUUGAUAGUAUGAAGAGUUCCGGGAUUGCCCCGGAUUCGUAUACGUAUAAUACGCUUAUUAGUAGUUGUCGUCGGGGGUCAUUGUAUGAAGAAGCUGCAGAGGUGUUUGAGGAGAUGAAAGCAGCUGGGUUUAGUCCUGAUAAGGUUACUUACAAUGCAUUGUUAGAUGUGUAUGGGAAGUCUCGGCGGCCAAAGGAAGCCAUGGAGGUUUUGAAGGAGAUGGAAGCGGGGGGGUUUGCGCCUAGUAUUGUUACUUACAAUUCGUUGAUAUCGGCUUAUGCGCGGGGUGGUUUGUUAGACGAAGCUAUGGAGCUAAAAACACAGAUGGUGGAGAAGGGGAUUAAGCCUGAUGUUUUUACUUACACCACAUUGUUGUCUGGUUUUGAGAAGACGGGAAAGGACGACUAUGCGAUGAGAGUAUUUGAGGAGAUGAGAGCUGCGGGGUGCCAAGCAAAUAUAUGCACGUUCAAUGCGUUGAUUAAGAUGCACGGUAACAGGGGUAAUUUCGAGGAGAUGAUGAAGGUUUUCAAAGAAAUUAAGAGAUGUGAGUGUGUGCCUGAUAUUGUUACCUGGAACACACUUUUGGCAGUGUUUGGACAAAAUGGUAUGGAUUCUGAAGUCUCAGGAGUAUUCAGAGAGAUGAAGAGGGCAGGUUUUGUGCCUGAGAGGGACACUUUUAACACUCUCAUGAGUGCCUAUAGCAGGUGUGGUUCUUUUGAUCAAGCAAUGACUAUCUAUAGAAGAAUGUUGGAUGCCGGGGUGACUCCCGAUCUGUCGACUUACAAUGCUGUUUUGGCAGCGUUGGCUCGGGGAGGCCUUUGGGAGCAGGCGGAGAAAGUUCUUGCCGAAAUGAAGGGUGGUAGGUGUAAACCAAAUGAUUUAACGUACUGUUCUUUACUUCAUGCUUAUGCCAAUGGCAAAGAGAUCGAGCGGAUGUCUGCACUUGCUGAGGAGAUCUAUUCCGGCGAUAUUGAACCUCAAGCUGUGCUUUUGAAGACACUGGUUUUGGUUUAUAGUAAAAGCGAUCUCUUGACGGAGACAGAACGUGCUUUCUUAGAACUAAGGAAACAAGGUUAUUCACCCGAUAUAACGACUCUAAACGCUAUGGUUUCUAUUUAUGGUAGGAGAAGGAUGGUUUCAAAGACGAACGAAAUUUUGAACUUCAUAAACGACAGCGGCUUCACUCCAAGCUUAACAACAUACAAUAGCUUAAUGUACAUGUACAGUCGUACCGAGCACUUUGAGAAGUCAGAGGAAGUCCUAAGGGAAAUUAUUGGUAAAGGAAUGAAGCCCGAUAUCAUUUCAUUUAAUACCGUUAUUUUCGCCUACUGCCGAAAUGGUCGAAUGAAAGAGGCCUCGCGGAUAUUUGCAGAGAUGAAGGACUUCGGGAUCGUCCCUGAUGUAAUUACGUAUAAUACCUUCAUUUCAUGCUAUGCAGCUGAUUCCAUGUUUGUAGAUGCGAUUGACGUGGUGAGGUAUAUGAUCAAGAAUGGAUGUAGGCCGAAUCAGAACACAUACAACUCUCUAGUAGAUUGGUUCUGUAAACUAAAUCGUCGGGACGAGGCAAGUAGUUUCGUCUCCAACCUUCGCAAUCUCGACCCACACAUAACUAAAGAAGAAGAAUGCAGGUUGCAGGAGCGUCUAAGUAAGAAAUGGUCAUAGCGAUGAACAUUGCAGCUUGCAUCGUGGGAGAUGCCUACUUCAGACCCGAAAGAACCGAACCGCUCAAUCGGGGUGCGGAAGGUCAACUAUGGAAGAUUCCUACUCUUUCCAUGCUCUUUUAUGGCUUUGUAGGAAGACCUGAUGCUACACUAGACUGGAAACUUGGUGCUCAUCGUGGAGGGAUCAGCAUAAUUAUAUCCAUAUUCUGUAUAAAAGAAGUGUGGAAGCACCAGCGUUAACAUCUGUAAGUAAAAUCAUAGCUCUUUUUCUAAGAAUUAUAUACUCUUAAUAUCUUGUCAGAUGAUACCAUGUCUGGUUGAUUGUGUUGAUA
Cucurbita maxima (winter squash) is the source of this 2888-nucleotide messenger RNA. Its product is annotated as pentatricopeptide repeat-containing protein At5g02860. The coding region runs from base 71 to 2557 and encodes 828 amino acids. The transcript has a single exon. Gene Ontology annotation, molecular function: protein binding. NCBI's taxonomy places the organism in Eukaryota, Viridiplantae, Streptophyta, Magnoliopsida, Cucurbitales, Cucurbitaceae. The record is from RefSeq and is a predicted model, not a curated record.